AACAAGCACACGCACAAGAAACCCACGGGCGUUUUUGAACUCGCUGCAACUUACCAAGAACGCUCUGGUGGAGUCUUAUUUUGGCAAAUAAGACAAGAAGAAAAUCUAGGGAGUAAAAUGGUCCUAGGCUCGGUGGAAUUUGCCAGACUGCAGAAUUUUGUUCCUAUAGAUGUUUAUAAUGAUCUCCAGUAUGCAAGAGCACGGAACUCGCUCCUGGAUUAUGAACUACAUGAAAUUAAAAGACAGGUGGAGUGUGAUGAAAUAGAUGACACCUACAAGACCCUUCUACUCUGCCUUCUAACUAAGGUUGACACAGUUGAAGGAUCUAAGAAACGGAAAGAGAAAGAAGCUGUCAACGAGCACAAUGAUGACUCCACUGAGGAGGAGAAUGAUCCUCAAUAUGAGCUUUUCUUAAAGCAUUUGAAGGAGCAUAACAAGUCUUAUGUACUUGAAUAUGAGAAAGACUCUUCACCUGCGGUCAUUAAAUACAAUGGAGAUACAGACUCAGAUGAAGACUCUGAUCAAGAACCUAGAAGGGUGACCAGAAGUAUAAAACAGAAAAAUCAGAUGCUCGGUGUGGAGAAUCUGACUAAGCAUGAUCAAGUGUCUAAUUUAGUUAAGAAGAGCAAGGAACGAAGUAGGAGUCAAUUAAUGAAUGAGGCUGACCAUGUAGACAUCGCGAAAGACUUUUCUAAUAAUGUCGUGCCGGAUCCUGAAGAUCUUCAUAUCCAACACAAGGUCGAACUUGAGCAUGAUCAUAAUGUCUAUAAAGGUAGCAGUCGUACUUUACUAAAUCAGAUGCCUGAUAUGAAAAGUUGGCAAAAGCAUGAUCUGCAUGCUACUUCAGUUAAGAAGAACAAGCACCAGACUCGGAGAAAAUCAAAGAAUGAGGCAGCCAAGGUAGAGAACGUGAAGGGGUCACCUUACAGUAUGGUGCCUGAUCCUGAAUAUCUUCAUCUCCAUCAAAAUGUUGAGCAAGAGGAUGAAAACUUGCAUGAGGGAAAUCCUUUAUUAAUAGAGAGGAAAUAUGGAGUAAAUUAUCUGAAGAAACAGGAUGACAGGAAGUUGAAGGGAACUAUGAAACAGAAAAUCAGCAGUUUAAAUCAGAUGCCUGGUGAGAAGAAUCGGCGUAAGCAUGGUCUGCAGUUUGAUUCGGUUAGAAAGACGUUGGCUCAGAGAAAAUCAAGGAAUCAGGCUUACAAGGUAGAGAACGAGAAAGGUUCACCCAAUGAUAUGGUGCAGGAUUCUGAAUAUCUUCUCCAUAAAAAUGUCAAACUUGAGGAUAAUAAUUAUGUCCAUAUGCAUAAGGGCGAUACUGCAGUAAAUGAGAAGAGGCCAGAGCACCGGAAAUUGACUAGAGAUAUGGAACAAAAAGUUGGACCAUCAAACCAGAUGCCCAUUGCGAACAAUCAGCGCAAGCAUGAGGCACAGACGACUUCAGCUAAGAAAACCAGGAGGUUGACUCUGCAAAAUCCAAGGAACUGGACUGAAAAAGUGGACAUUACUUCAGCUAAGAAGGCCAGGAGGUUGACUCAGGAAAAAUCAAGGAAUUGGAUUGAAAAAGUAGAUAUUCCGAAGUACUUGCCUAGUAAAUUUAGGGAUCCCAAGGAUUGUAAAUGCUUAAUGGCAAAUAAAAACAUUGCUGGACAUAAUCUUGAAGAAGGCCAAGAUGACGUGGAAAUUCUAGAUAGUGCUGCAUUUAUUGAGGAAGGAAUCUCAAGCCCGUUUGUGGCUUCGAAGAAAUUUAGUACAAGUGUGGAAGGGAAAGGUAUCCAACGCCUUGGUAGAUCUAGUGCGUACGAUGAGUUUAGAAGACAGAUGUUGGAUGUUCUUAGAAAACCAUAUGACAAGGAGGAAUACGCGGACCAUCAAGCGAGAGUCCGAGCUGGGUCCUAUCUUGAUUACCAUCCAGAUGUUGCGAAAAAGCUCAAAAAGCACCGAUACAACCGAAGGAAACGCUUGGCCAUCUUACGUGGAUUUUUCUUUUGGCUUCAGCAUUUGACUCGAGAAGGAGCAUUCAAACCAUGGAAAGACGGCGAAUGCCUUGCAGUGGAGCCAGAGGAUCUCCGUGAAACUUCCUCCCCGGAAUUCUGAGAUAUGUCUGGAUCAUUGUAGUAAGCUGGCAAGAUCAUAUGUUGCGAUAUACUUAUUUGGGACAGCCGUAUUACGUUAGAGUAAAUAUUAUGACUUAUACAAUGACAUCGGAUGAGAUAACAAUACCUUCAUAAUGUUUGGAUUCGUUUACUGAGUGUUUUGUUGUGUUUUGUGGAGAUAGAGCAAG
Sesamum indicum (sesame) is the source of this 2281-nucleotide messenger RNA. RefSeq lists its product as uncharacterized. NCBI's taxonomy places the organism in Eukaryota, Viridiplantae, Streptophyta, Magnoliopsida, Lamiales, Pedaliaceae. The record is from RefSeq and is a predicted model, not a curated record.